Molecule: messenger RNA, 2826 nt
Organism: Cylindrotheca closterium
Lineage: Eukaryota; Bacillariophyta; Bacillariophyceae; Bacillariales; Bacillariaceae
Source: the annotation of a GenBank genome assembly
AUGGACAUCCCAGACGAACACAUAGACAAGCAGGAAGAAGGCAAUGCUUCGGCGGAACCUCAACCAACCUUGUCAAAAUCAUGGGAGAUCGCAGCAGCUCAUGUUCCAACAUUUACCGGAGGGAAAAUCAGCCACUGCUGUAAGGCUUCUCUGAAGCCCUUCAUUCUAAUGCCUGUUUAUGGUGAUUUGUUUGUUGUCGAUGCAGAUCGUGGAGUGAAGUUGGGAACAUUGCGAGGGGAAGAUGCAAUCGAUGAUGAGGACGAGGGAGAUGGAGUUGAUAUGGACGCAAUAACUUGCCAUGUGCUUGACAACAGGGAUCAAAUGAUAAUUACUUGUACUCGAAAUAAUAUUCUUCACCAGCAUUCAAUUGCCGAAUCAGAUCUAUCUACCAAACUAGUGAAGACGUGGGGCCGUAGUGGUCAUUCGCUUCCAGUAACGCAUAUGGAGCUGCAUGCGUCCAAUGUAUUUUUGGUCACUGGAUCUGUCGACGGAACAGCAAGAGUCUGGGAUGUUCGUGGUGGCUUUGUGACUCAUGUUUUUCGUCCACUCGAGGGCGGAGACGGUGGUGGUAGUGGUCGACUUAGUGUGACGGCACUGCAGUGGCACCAAGAAUUGGGUCAGCUGGUUUUGGCCAUCGGGCGAGAUGAUGGUAGUGUGACAAUUCAUAAUUUGAACGACACUAAGAACGAAUACAUUGUUGUCCUACGUGAUCACGUCAGCUCGGUUACAUGCAUGGCUUGGUGUGGAAAAGAUUUUUUUCUAUCAUCAGGGCGAGAUGCUAUCCUGAAUCUGUGGAGGGUGGUCCCUGUGGAAAAGGGCCGAGAGGAAAACAUGAUCGUACACUAUAGAAGAAUACAGUCGAUGCCAUUGUUCGAACAAAUCGAAGGACUUCAACUACUUCCAUCCGAGCGGUUGAAUGAAAUUAGAGUUGCAACUGCUGGGAGCAAGGGUCUUGUCAAGCUAUGGAAAGCAAAUAUUGUCCAGGGGCAGACACCCCAACUGACUCCUGCUGCAGAACAACCCUUGGCACAGGCGUUUGGAGAAAGUCGAGGUGGAUACUUGGGGCUGUUCUUGAACCACGUUGCUGUCGGCGAGAAGAAAACAGAGGACUGCCUAAUAGCAGCUGACGCGGAGCAUAACCUCUCUUUCCUAUCAUCAAAAUUAUCUCUGAGUCGGACUAUUGUGGGUCACAAUGAUGAGAUUCUUGACGUUAAGCUUAUACCUCAUUGCAACGCGAUUAUUGUUGCGACAAACAGCCCAAAGAUUCGAAUCUUUGAUUUGGAAACAUUUUCCUGCAGUGUCUUGCAUGGGCAUACCGCCACAGUUCUAUGCGUUGAAGUGAGCCCAUGCGGUCGAUUUGGUGCCAGCUGUGGCAAGGACAAAACAAUGAGGGUUUGGCACCUGGAAACCGAACGAUGUGUUGCAAUCGCAACGGGGCACACUGAACCGAUCGGAGCUGUAGGUUUCUCCCGAAAAAUAAGUCGAUAUGAAGUUGGCGGCAAAGCUGCUUUCAAUGGCGGUGGCGCUUUUGGAAUCACAGCAAGUCUUGAUCGAACGUUGAAGCGCUGGAACUUUCCAGGCGCCGACGACUUGCUGAAAGAGCCUGACCAAAUGGAUAUCCCAGCCGCUGCAAGUGUACGAGGUCACGACAAGGAUAUCAACAUUAUAUCGGUAUCACCGAACGAUUCACUAGUAGCCUCAGGUUCGCAAGACAAGACAGUGCGGAUAUGGAAUGCAGCAGACCUCUCACUUAAAGCAACACUGAAAGGGCACAAGAGGGGGGUAUGGGACUGCCAAUUUUCACCGAUUGACAAGGUUUUGGCAACCUCAAGUGGUGAUAAAACGAUCAAAUUGUGGUCAUUGGGAAGCUUCUCUUGUGUGCGUACUUUUCAAGGUCAUUUAUCAAGUGUACUUAGGAUUCGGUUCUUGCGAUCAGGGCUGCAGCUCGUGUCUGCGGGUGCAGAUGGACUGGUGAAGCUUUGGACAAUACGGACGAAUGAAUGCGAGACAACGAUGGAUGGGCAUACAAACAAAGUUUGGGCUUUGGAUGCAAGCUCGGACGGGAAACUUAUUGUUAGCGGUGGUGCAGACUCAAAGCUUGUGGUUUGGAGAGACAACACUAGACAGAUCGAAGACAGCCAGAGAAAAGAGGAAGCAGAGAAGAUCCACUUAAAUCAAAUGCUAGAGAAUCACUUGUAUCAUCAAGAAUUCGACGAAGCACUUGUGCUUGCACUCAGAAUUGAUAAACCAAUGGCUGUCUUAAAGAUUAUUUCCAGCAUGAUCGACAGUGGUUAUGACGAGAAAGGGAAAUGGGAUGGACUUCAGUCUUUGCAGAAGCACGUCAAGGCGUGGAGCAUGGAAAGGGUUGCGAAGAUUCUCAAGUAUUGUCGAGAUUGGAACACCCGGGCUCGUCAUGUUCCAGUUGUCAUGACUCUAGUCAAGGCCAUUGUUACGACGGUUCCCGUGGAUCAGCUAUCUUCGAUCGACGCAAUUCCUGAAACAUUAGCAGGAAUCACCCCAUAUGCCGAAAGGCAUUUUCAUCGUUUGGACCAGUUAUAUACGAAUUCCUAUAUGUUGGAUUUCAUUUUGAUUGGUGCAGGGGUUGUCGCUGAUGCUGAAGGGAAAACAGGAGAAGAUGAACUUGUCGCAUGGGAAGCAUCAAGCAAACCAGUCCUUCCACCAACUUCCGUCGAUGGCAGAAUACAAGUCGGAGGAAUGGAUUAUGUUGGAAAGAAAAAUGCGAACGCAACUGCUGAGCUGUCUGAAAGUGACAACGAGAGUAUUCAAAGUAGCGGUGAAAGCAGUAUAGAGUCGUAUUCAUUGUAG